Messenger RNA from Sorghum bicolor (sorghum), 1325 nucleotides. RefSeq names its product protein LOW PSII ACCUMULATION 1, chloroplastic. The record is from RefSeq and is a predicted model, not a curated record. The transcript is spliced from 4 exons. The coding region runs from base 126 to 1124 and encodes 332 amino acids. Lineage: Eukaryota; Viridiplantae; Streptophyta; Magnoliopsida; Poales; Poaceae.
UUGCCGCCACAAACCAAGUAGCGGUUAGACGCGGACCACCAUCCUUUAGCGAGACGCGGACAACAGCACUGGUCUGCAGUUCUGCACUCCGCAGGCAGGCAAGCACGCAGGCCUGCCGUCCCGAGAUGGCGGCGACCCUCCAGUCUCCUUCCGCCGUCUGCGUCCCCGUCCCCUGCGCCGAACGGCUACGCACCCCUCGUCCCAUCUCGCGGCGAGUUCCCCACAAGCCUGCACUCUCCUGUAGCAGAGCAUGCCGCGCCGGCGUCCGCUGCUCCGCCGCAAACAAGCCCUCCCCUCCUCCGCCCACCACUCCGGACAGCAGCGAGGUAAGCUCCAUGGCGAAGAUACGGAGUGAGGUCCUCUCCCCGUUCCGGUCGGUGCGGAUGUUCUUCUACCUCGCGUUCAUGGCCAGCGGCACGCUGGGGGGACUCAUCGCGCUCGCGCGGCUCCUCCCGUUGCUGUCCGGGUCCGCGUCCGACCCCGCGCGGGCGGCCGACACGCUCAAGGGCCUGGGCAUCGACGUCGCGGCCGUCUCGCUCUUCGCCUUCCUCUACGCGCGCGAGAGCAAGGCCAAGGACGCCCAGGUGGCCAGGCUCGCGCGGGAGGAGCGCCUGUCCAGGCUCAGGCUCCGCGUCGGCGCCGCCGAGGGCAGGCCGUUCACGCUCAGCGAGCUGCGGGGCACCGCGCGGCUCGUCAUCGUGGCGGGCCCCGCGGACUUCGUCGCCGAGUCGUUCCGCAGGAGCCAGCCGUUCCUGAGGGAGCUCGCGGAGAGGGCCGUGCUGGCGGUGCCCUUCGCCACGGACGGGAACACGCCCGAGCUGCGGCUCGACGAUGGCGGCGACGAGGACGUCAUCGACGGCGGCGACGACGUUGCCAGGAGGAGCAAGAGGCUGUGGCAGCUCACGCCGGUGUACAUAACUGAAUGGGCGCAAUGGUUAGACGAUCAGAAGAAGCUGGCCGGCGUGCCAUCUGAUUCCCCCGUGUACCUCUCCCUCCGGAUGGACGGGCGCGUCCGCGGCAGCGGCGUGGGGUACCCACCGUGGCAAGCGUUCGUGGCGCAGCUGCCGCCGGUGAAAGGGAUGUGGUCGGGUCUUCUUGACGGGAUGGACGGCAGGGUGCUAUAGGCCAACAACGUGAUGACUGAUAAGCAGCCAUCCCGUUUUUCCGUACCUACUAGUUUAGCUAGAUGUGACCAGUGCUUACAACGAUGUGUUUAUUACUUGUUCAUAAGAGUUGAAAUUGAGAAAGCACUGCUUUGUGUAUAUUGUAUAGUAGCACACGGACGUUAAAUGAAAGACAUCAUGUGUAUUGUCCAUCUUCCUGCA